Messenger RNA from Candoia aspera, 1133 nucleotides. RefSeq names its product biogenesis of lysosomal organelles complex 1 subunit 6 (gene BLOC1S6). NCBI's taxonomy places the organism in Eukaryota, Metazoa, Chordata, Lepidosauria, Squamata, Candoiidae. Gene Ontology annotation, cellular component: BLOC-1 complex; transport vesicle. The coding region runs from base 268 to 777 and encodes 169 amino acids. The transcript has 5 exons. The record is from RefSeq and is a predicted model, not a curated record. Gene Ontology annotation, biological process: intracellular transport.
CGUCUCUCGCCCGGGCUUGCCCGGAAGGCCUACUGUUCUGCGAAGUUGAGGCCUGCCCGUCCCAUACCUCACCCCCCCCACGCCCUGUAGGGGAUCCCGGCGACGGGAAGGCCCGGUGAAGCCGCCUCGCGGGCCCCUCUCCUGACACCGCCGCGUGGAGGAGGUCCGACCGGUCAGGCUCGCUACGCCUCGGCCAGGCCGGGAAGCUUGGCGGCGGCGGCGGCUAUCCUGCGGGGUCGGUCCCGUCGCUGGCCUCGGGAGAGAGCGAUGAGUUUGGCAGAGGCGCCGGAGGUGGAGGCGGGAUGGCCGCCCGGAGCUUUGAACGACGACGCCUUAGAUCUUAACGAUAAUUCUCCUGAUGAAGGGCUAAUAGAAGACUUUCCUAUCAUAGAUAAGAAAGCUGUGGAGCAGCUAACAGAAGGGCUGAUUUCGCAUUAUUUACCUGACCUACAACGAUCAAAACUAGCCUUAAAAGAGCUCACACAGAACCAAGAAGUACUAUUAGAAACUGUACAACAAGAAAUUUCGAAGUUCAAAGAAUGUAAUUCAAUUCUUGAUAUCAACAUGCUGUUUUCAGAAGCAAAAUACUAUCACAAUAAGUUGGUAAACAUUAGGAAAGAGAUGCUGCUGCUGCAUGAGAAGACAUCAAAGUUGAAAAGAAGAGCGCUCAAACUCCAGCAGAAGCGGCAGAAGGAGGAACUAGAACGAGAACAGCAACGGGAGAAGGAGCUGGAGAGAGAAAAACAGUUAACCGCCAAACCAGCAAAAAGGACAUGAAAGCCCAACAUGUACUGACGUGUUGUGCUAAUUAUAAUAUUCUUUGGACUCGUUGGGGAGAUGAGGAUCUGCCCCACGGCCUCAUGUUCUAUCUUGCCAAGAAGCCUACUAGCACAGUCUUAAUAUUUCUAUCUUGCUAUUAGCAAGGAGCUAGGAAGAGAAAGUGUACCAUAUGAGCUACUCAAAACCACUUUUUGAUUAGUGCUUUGCUAAUAUUGCUGGGUCAAGUUAUUUUUUGAAGAAACAGGAUACGGCACUCAUUCCAACAUCUUACAAGGUCUUCACUGGUGUGCACCUGUCCCAAACCCAAACGUGUUCCUUAACAGUUUAACUCUACCUCAUUAAAUAUACUCUAG